Molecule: messenger RNA, 384 nt
Organism: Rotaria socialis
Lineage: Eukaryota; Metazoa; Rotifera; Eurotatoria; Philodinida; Philodinidae
Source: the annotation of a GenBank genome assembly
AUGUCGUCUGAGCAAAAGCCUACUACACUAGAAACACCCACAGUCACCGAAGUGAAAGUUGCUGUAUGCGGUGGUAUUGGCAAUAGUCGAGCAGUAGAUGAAGAAGACUUAAAAAUUUGGAAUAUGUAUAAAGAACAUUUGGAAUCAAAAAUUCAAGAUCAAUUUAAAAUACCAGUAAAUUAUACAUUAAAACCCAUUCAAGUAUCUACACAAGUUGUAGCCGGCAUCAAUUAUUUUUUCAAGGUUGAAUUACCAGAUAAGAAAUAUGCAACAGCUCGUGUUUACCAUGUUUCAUGGCAAAAGGAUACACAUGGUAAAGCAAAUCACGUUGCUGUCCAUCCGAAACUUGCUGACAACAUCAAUGAAAAUGUUGACCAUUUUUAA